GGGCGGCGGCCACCGUGACAUCAGGCCUGGCUGGCGCCGAGCGCAAAUCGCCGCCGCCCCGGGACCCGCCUUCUCCCGUCGCCAACAAAAGCCCCGGGCGGCCGCCGGCCCCAGCGCCGCUCCCGACACCGACCGGCCCGGCCCGGCCCAGCUGCAGGAUGCCGAACUGGGGAGGAGGGAAGAAGUGUGGUGUCUGCCAGAAGGCCGUGUACUUCGCCGAGGAAGUGCAAUGCGAAGGCAACAGCUUCCACAAGUCCUGCUUCUUGUGCAUGGUCUGUAAGAAGAACUUGGACAGCACCACUGUUGCUGUGCAUGGAGAGGAGAUCUACUGCAAGUCCUGCUAUGGCAAGAAGUACGGUCCCAAGGGCUAUGGAUACGGGCAGGGAGCAGGGACCCUGAGCACUGACAAGGGCGAGUCUCUGGGCAUCAGAUAUGAAGAAGGCCAGUCCCACCGACCCACCAACCCCAACGCAUCCAGAAUGGCCCAGAAAGUUGGAGGUGCUGAUGGGUGCCCUCGCUGUGGCCAAGCCGUGUAUGCAGCCGAGAAGGUGAUUGGAGCUGGAAAGUCCUGGCACAAGUCCUGCUUCCGCUGUGCCAAGUGUGGCAAAAGCCUGGAGUCCACCACCCUGGCAGAUAAAGAUGGGGAGAUCUACUGCAAAGGUUGCUACGCCAAGAACUUUGGUCCCAAGGGCUUUGGCUUCGGGCAGGGUGCCGGGGCGCUGGUCCACUCACAGUGAGGCACCAGGAGCCGGUACCCAGGGCUCCUCUGUACCAGCCUGUGCAGCUCGGCCCGCACCGCACCGCAGCGAGCAUCCUCACCACCACCAGUAACCACCCGCUGCUUCACAGCACGAGCCGCAUCCUCCCGCCCUGACCCGGCGCAUCCUGACACCGUGGGGUUCCCAGCAUCAUUCCCAGCAGGUCCUGCUGGUGCGGGUGCCGGCGGGGGGUCAGCUCACACCGCCUGCAGCCAGGCCUGCAACAUCCCGCUCCGUGCUGCCCAUCCCACCGGGAUGCGCGC
Messenger RNA from Neopsephotus bourkii (Bourke's parrot), 1021 nucleotides. RefSeq names its product cysteine and glycine rich protein 1 (gene CSRP1). Gene Ontology annotation, molecular function: actinin binding; structural constituent of muscle. The record is from RefSeq and is a predicted model, not a curated record. The transcript has 6 exons. Gene Ontology annotation, biological process: muscle tissue development; sarcomere organization. Gene Ontology annotation, cellular component: cytoplasm; Z disc; nucleus. Lineage: Eukaryota; Metazoa; Chordata; Aves; Psittaciformes; Psittacidae. Bases 159 to 737 code for a protein of 192 amino acids.